Penicillium brevicompactum is the source of this 2112-nucleotide messenger RNA. RefSeq names its product bifunctional K:H/Na:H antiporter NHX1. The record is from RefSeq and is a predicted model, not a curated record. Gene Ontology annotation, cellular component: fungal-type vacuole membrane; late endosome; early endosome. NCBI's taxonomy places the organism in Eukaryota, Fungi, Ascomycota, Eurotiomycetes, Eurotiales, Aspergillaceae. Gene Ontology annotation, biological process: vacuolar acidification; sodium ion transport; proton transmembrane transport. The coding region runs from base 1 to 2112 and encodes 703 amino acids. The transcript has 4 exons. Gene Ontology annotation, molecular function: sodium:proton antiporter activity.
AUGGCUACUCAACUGAUGAAUGAUGCCUUGCACGGCCUGCUCCGAAGAGCUGCUGAAGACUCUGAUCCCGAUGAUGCUCCAGAAGCCGGGACGAAAGAGAUGUCGAGCUCAUGGGCAUUGUUCAUUAUGAUCAUGCUGCUGAUGUUCGCGCUCUUCACAAGUUAUAUCCUGCAGCAGAAGAAGAUCCAAGCUGUGCAUGAAACCGUUCUAUCGAUUUUCGCAGGGAUGUUCGUUGGUUUGAUCAUCCGCCUGACACCCAAAUCUACCCUUCAGGAUAGCGUCGCCUUCGACUACCAAUUCUUCUUUAACCUCCUCCUUCCUCCGAUUAUUCUUGCCUCCGGAUACGAGCUUCACCAAGCGAAUUUCUUCCGGCACAUUGGCACCAUCCUUACUUUUGCGUUCGCGGGAACCUUUAUUUCCGCAAUCGUUCUCGGCCUAGUCUUGUACCUAUGGACACGCAUCCCGUUGAACGGGCUGAACAUUUCCUUCGUCGAAGCUAUAUCUGUCGGCGCAACUCUCUCCGCCACAGAUCCUGUCACCAUUUUAGCGAUCUUCAACCUUUACAAGGUCGAGCCGAAGCUGUAUACCAUCAUUUUUGGCGAGUCGAUUCUCAACGAUGCGAUUGCUAUUGUGCUUUUCGAGACCGCCCAGAAGUAUACCGAGAGCGCGGCUGGAACUCUGACGUUCCUCAACUUCUUUGAGGCCGUUGGGCUCUUCUUGCUUGUGUUCUUUGGUAGCAUGGUUGUCGGCAUGCUUGUGGGAAUUGCGACCGCCCUGGGCCUUAAGUAUACCCACGUGCGACGCAUGCCCAAGAUAGAGAGCUGCCUCAUCAUUUUGAUUGCAUACGCCAGCUACUUCUUCUCCAACGGUGUGCAUUUGUCUGGAAUUGUGUCUCUUCUGUUCUGUGGAAUCACUCUCAAGCAUUAUGCAUACUACAACAUGUCGCGCCGCACCCAGUUGACCACCAAAUAUUUGUUCCAGGUGAUGGCUCAACUGUCGGAGAACUUCAUCUUUAUCUACCUCGGUUUGGAUCUGUUUGUCGAAGCCAACCUCCAAUUCAACCCCUUGUUCAUCUUGGUGGCCGUCUUCGGCAUCUGUUUGGCGCGCUAUCUCGCGGUGUUCCCGCUUUCCAAGGCGAUCAAUUGGUUCAUUCGGUAUCGCGCUCGUCGUCGUGGUGUGGAGGUCGCUGAUGAGCUGCCAUUUGCUUACCAAGCCAUGCUGUUCUGGGCUGGUCUCCGCGGUGCCGUCGGUGUCGCACUCGCAGCAGGACUAACUGGAGUGAACGCCCCGGCGCUCCGUGCAACAGUCCUCGUGGUCGUGGUGCUGACCGUCAUCAUCUUCGGUGGAACCACAGCACGUAUGCUCGAGAUCCUCGGCAUUCGAACCGGUGUGGUCGAAGAGCUCGACUCAGAUGAUGAAUUUGACACAGAAGUCACCCACGGAGGUACCUAUUACAAGCGCUCCGGUGCAAGCAUCGGCUACACCCCAAGACGCACCGACUCGACCAUCCCGCUCGACGGUCUCACGACAGACCCCAAUGCCUCACGUGCCGGCCUCGGAGAGAGGGCAGACAGCUACUCAAGCGGUAACAACCGCCGUCCAAGCCCCCCGUACACCCACACGCGCAUGUACUCCGCCGCCUACAGCAACAAGGACCAGUCCUGGCGCGACCGCCAAUCCGCCGCAACGCUCCUCAACGGUGGUUCUGGCCCCAGCGCUGGCGAAGGCAGCGACGACGAGUUCGGUCUCCCUCCUACGGGUAACAAUCACAACCACCCCACCCACCCAGACGAGUUCGACAUCGACAUCGAUGGGAUUUCCGACGACGAUCUUCCCCCAGCAGCAAAUGGUGCUUCGCGUCUCCGACGCUCCCCCUCCCAGCCGCCUCGUCCCGCCAGUGUCCCCUCCCCCAGCGCGGCUGCAUCAACCAGUGUCUCUCCCUCCCGCCAUGCCCCUGGACUCACUGCCCGCGAGGCCCUACGCGAUCUUUUCUCGGGCGGCGCUUCGGGUGACCAUGCGGCGUGGUUCCGGCAGCUUGACGAGGACUACAUCAAGCCUACCUUGCUGUUGGAUCAGUCUAACCACAAGGGACCCGGGCCUGGUGCUGUUUAA